CAUGUUUGCAUAUAAUUGCUUCUCAACAUUAACAAUAACAUGAACCCACUGUCACGGCAGCCAAGAGCAUAAAACUGAGAGAAAAAGAUCGCAAAGGGUGCAGACCUGAGGACUAUAAGAGGAAGAGCGAGACAUGAACGGCAGAGAUUACGGUAAGAGUCUGUCGAAAGAGAUGUUGAAGCUGAUACCCUCCCAUUUCAUCAGCGCAAAUGAAUCCACGAUCAUGCUGCCACCUUGCGAUAAUAUCGGAAACGGAACUUUCGAGGAGCAUCAACACGACUGGGUAAAUGUGACGAAUUUUAACGCAUCUGGAGCCGUUGGUUCAAUGUACGUCAACUGCCUCGAACAUUCUCCCCAGCUGACGUACAACGCCUACGUGAAGGCGGUAGUGCUCGCUGUAAUGGCGGCGCUCAGCCUACUGGCGAAUGCCGCAACAAUUUACUCGAUAACAAAGAAUCGGCGGAAAAGGCAGAGCUGCACUGCCAUUUACACCCUAAUUCUCCACCUGUCAGUGGCUGACCUAUUAGUCACUGUCUUCUGCAUCGCCGGUGAGGCGCUAUGGAGCUACACCGUCGCUUGGAUCUGGGGUAAUGCCGCGUGCAAGAUAUUCAAGUUCCUACAGAUGUGGAGCCUAUAUCUGAGCACCUUUGUACUCGUGUUGAUCGGCGUCGAUCGGUUCGUCGCUGUUAGGUACCCUAUGAAGAGGCUCAAUACUGCUCAGCGUUGUAGCCGGCUCGUGCUAUUCACCUGGGUGAUUUCCUUCGUUCUCAGCAUACCUCAGUUGGUGAUAUUUCACGAAGCAAGCGGGCCCUUCGUCGAAGAAUUUCGGCAAUGUGUCACCCACGGAUUCUAUACGGAGCCAUGGCAGGAACAACUCUACACGACUCUCAGUUUGAUUUUCAUGUUUCUGCUGCCUCUAGUUAUCUUGAUAUCCACAUAUGUAUCGACCGUAGUGACGAUAUCUCGCAGUGAGCGCGUAUUCAAAACUGAACUUGCCAACAGUAACAUGAAUCACGUAUCCGGGGACGUAAAUCGACGCCGUCUGAUGCAUCGCGCCAAGACUAAGUCCUUACGAAUCAGCGUCGUCAUCGUGGCUGCGUUCGUCUUAUGGUGGACGCCUUAUUAUACUAUGAUGAUCAUCUUCAUGUUCCUGAAUCCAAACAAACAUCUGAGCGAGGACCUACAAAGUGGAAUAUUCUUGUUCGGAAUGAGCAACAGCCUGGUCAAUCCGUUAAUCUACGGAGCUUUCCACCUCUGGCCACAAAGAAGACGGCGUCAAGGCAGUAAUUACAGGGACGGAUCAACGGUACAACACCGAACGACGUCAACGAACGCGAGCAUGAUGCUGGCACAAAGGGGUAGCAGUGCACGUCUAGUACGUCAACCGACCAAAAGUUCAAACCUUGCCUUGAACCUGGACCGUAGUAAUUCCCAACGCUCUGACAAGACGUCGCUCGUUCAUCUUCUGCAGGACGAAUCGCGGAACAACAACGAGAAAUCAAUCAAUGACGGACAGGCCCGCGUUGUCUUGCGGUAUGGCGGGACCGAAAACGGUACCGGGGUGCAUUUCGGUAACAAACUCGAAGAUCACCACGUCUGACUUACAAAGUCUGUGAGAA
Molecule: messenger RNA, 1619 nt
Organism: Diprion similis
Lineage: Eukaryota; Metazoa; Arthropoda; Insecta; Hymenoptera; Diprionidae
Gene: Crzr
Product: gonadotropin-releasing hormone receptor
Exons: 5
Coding region: 134-1600 (488 amino acids)
Biological process (GO): neuropeptide signaling pathway
Cellular component (GO): membrane
Molecular function (GO): corazonin receptor activity
Source: RefSeq, a predicted model, not a curated record